AACACGCUAGGGUUCUGGGGAAGAGCAAAUCGAAAUCUCCGAAGUUGAGACGAUGAAGAGGCUAUUUCAUUUUUCCUUCUUCUGCAAAACCGUGUUUUCCACUCGUUCUCCUCGCUCGCACGAUGCUGCCCUCCUCUUUGCCGUCUUACCUUACUCGGCCUCCGCCCCCUACGCCGGCGCCGCAUCCGCCACUGUUGAGCGCAUGUUCAUGGCCCAAUACCUCGUCGACGCAUGUGGCUUCGACCAGGAGAAGGCCACCGAGGCCUCGAAGCUUCUCAAGGGCAUCCAAUCCCGGCAGCAGCCCGACUCCGUCCUUGCUUUCCUCAAAAGUUACGGCUUCGAUGACGCAUCAGUAAAAAGGCUCCUACUUUACUUCCCCAAAUGUCUUCUUUUGGACGUAGAGAAGACACUUGCCCCAAAGUUCCGAGCUUUCGAAGAUCUGGGUUUCUCCCCAUCCGACAUCGUCGACCUCGUCUGGUCGAAUCCCGCCACCGUCCAAGUCAAACAUGAACGCACUGUGCCUAAGAUCGAAUUUUGGCAAGGCCUUCUCGGGUCCAAGGAUGCGCUGGUGAAGUUGUUCAAGAGAAACCGAGCGAUUCUUUCGUACAGUAUCGAGAAGAAGAUCCAGCCCAACAUUGAGUUGCUCCGGGAAUGCGGCUUGGACGGCCCAAAGCUUACCUCUGUGUUGCGGUACUGCCCACUGAUCGUGGCACAGAAUGCUGAUUUCUUGAAGACCUUGAUCAGUCGCGCGGAGGACUUGGGAGUGCCACAAACAUCGGGGAUGUUCCAAUGCACUCUGCGUGCACUUAUCAAGGUCAGUCGAGAGAAAUUCAAGAUGCAAAUGGAAUUGUUCAGGAGCUUCGGAUGGUCAAAAGAUGAUUUUGUUGUGGCAUUCCAAAAAUCUCCUUCCUUCACAGGAAUGUCUUUGAAUGCUUCUCAGAGAAAAAUGGAGUUCUUGAUCAAUGAGGUUGGAUAUGCUUCGUCAUACAUUGCUAUACAUCCAACACUAUUGGUAUUGAGCUUGGAGAAAAGGUUGAUUCCGAGACAUCAGAUCUUGGCAACCUUGAAGUCCAGGGGGCACUGUGAAAAUGAUUACAAAGUUGCAACAUUCAUGUUGAUUUCAGAGGCCAAAUUCAUAGAGAAGUACAUUAUGGUCUACAAGGACAGGUAUCCAGAUCUGAGUGAACUCUAUGCAAAGCUUAAACCACUCUAAUGCUUCUGAUUCUGAACUUCAAUGAGGUUCUGUUGAAUGUUGCACGGUUGUCUCUUAACAUAAAAAAAUGUGGAACCGCCACAUCAGCGGCCCCCCUAGAGUCGGUCCCACGGAUAUGGAGGGAGGUAAAUGCAGGUACACAGGUGAAAAGUGCAUGGUGGAGACGUUACGGUUGUCUCUUAACAUAUUUUUAUAAAAGGUAGCGAGGCCAUUGCCACAUGGAUGAAAUGUUUUGAACA
This is a messenger RNA of Zingiber officinale, 1452 nucleotides long. RefSeq names its product transcription termination factor MTERF8, chloroplastic-like. Gene Ontology annotation, biological process: chloroplast organization; regulation of DNA-templated transcription. Gene Ontology annotation, cellular component: chloroplast. Lineage: Eukaryota; Viridiplantae; Streptophyta; Magnoliopsida; Zingiberales; Zingiberaceae. The transcript has 2 exons. Gene Ontology annotation, molecular function: double-stranded DNA binding. Bases 53 to 1213 code for a protein of 386 amino acids. The record is from RefSeq and is a predicted model, not a curated record.